This is a messenger RNA of Coniosporium apollinis CBS 100218, 1077 nucleotides long. RefSeq lists its product as uncharacterized. The transcript has 3 exons. Gene Ontology annotation, biological process: positive regulation of mRNA splicing, via spliceosome. Gene Ontology annotation, molecular function: RNA binding. Lineage: Eukaryota; Fungi; Ascomycota; Dothideomycetes. Bases 1 to 1077 code for a protein of 358 amino acids. The record is from RefSeq and is a predicted model, not a curated record. Gene Ontology annotation, cellular component: nucleolus; U12-type spliceosomal complex.
AUGGCACGUGAUCUCCAAGACGCGGUCUCGAAAAUGGAACAAGACAAGGAAGCCACCGUCUACAUCGGCAACCUCGAUGAGCGAGUAACGGACCACAUGGUGUGGGAGCUGAUGCUCCAAGCCGGCCGCAUCGCAAAUGUCCACCUACCCAAAGACCGCGUCACGCAAACCCACCAAGGCUACGGCUUCGUCGAGUUCAAGACCGAGGAGGAUGCGGACUAUGCGGCGAAGAUCAUGAACCAGGUGCGCCUGUACGGCAAACCGAUCCGGGUGAACAAGGCGUCAGCAGACAAGCAAAAGACCGUGGAAGUAGGCGCGGAGCUCUUCAUCGGCAAUCUCGACCCCAUGGUAGACGAGAAGACGCUCUUCGACACCUUCAGCCGAUUCGGCGGCAUCAUAUCGGCGCCAAAGAUCGCCCGCGACGACGCCAACCUCUCCAAAGGCUACGGCUUCGUCUCCUUCUCCAACUUCGAAGCCUCCGACGAAGCCAUCGCCAACAUGCACGGCCAGUACCUCAUGAACAAAGAAAUCACAGUCCAAUACGCCUACAAAAAGGACGGCAAAGGCGAGCGGCACGGCGACGAAGCGGAGCGCAUGCUCGCCGCCCAAGCCCGCAAACACAACGUCCAGCUCGCACCGCAGCCGCUGCCCCCCCAACUCUUCCAAAGCCCCGCGCCCGCCGCGCCGCAGGCCAUGCUCAACGGCGACGGCCGCGGCAUCAACGGCGCGCCAAAUGCGCCUGCAGGCUUCGGACACCAUGGCGGGCAGGGAUACCAAAGCGUGCCGCCGCCGCGGCCCGUCGCGUCGAAUCCGCUGCCGCCUCCACCGUCGGGCCUUCCGGCGCGGCCACCGCCGUCGCAGGCUGGGUACGGAGGGCCGGCGGGCUUUAUGCCGCCUGGAUUUAAUCCUCCGCAGGGACCGGGAUUCCCGCCUCCUGGCGCGCCGCCGCCGGGGUUCCCAAUGCCAGGUCAGGGGAUGCCGGGGAUGCCGGCGCCGCCGCCCGGAUUUGGGGCGCCGCCUGGGAUGCCGCCGGGAAUGCCGCCGGGGUUUCAGCAGCAGGCUUAUGGGAGGAGAUGA